AUCUUCUUGCUAAACUGUGGAAAGAUGUCGACACCCAAUGUCAAUGGCGGAAAGCGCACUAACAUGCCGGGAAAGGCCACCGUAUUAGCACUUGGUAAGGCAUUCCCUCAGCAACUGAUCCCUCAGGAAUAUUUGGUUGAAGGCUACUUCCGAGAUACUAAAUGUGAGGAUUCGGUCAUGAAGGAGAAGUUAGAGCGUCUGUGCAAGACUACCACUGUGAAGACGAGGUACACAGUCAUGUGUAAGGAGAUCUUAGACAAGUACCCUGAAUUAACAACAGAGGGCUCACCAACAAUUCAACAAAGGCUUGAGAUAGCAAACCCAGCAGUACUAAAGAUGGCCAUUGAAGCAAGCCUUGCUUGCAUCAAGGAAUGGGGAAGGCCAGUAGGAGAUAUCACCCAUGUUGUCUAUGUAUCAUCAAGUGAAAUAAGGUUGCCUGGAGGAGACCUUUACCUAGCUAGCCAACUUGGCCUGAGAAAAGAUGUUGGCCGUGUAAUGUUAUACUUUCUUGGAUGCUAUGGAGGUGUCUCUGGUCUUCGUGUUGCCAAAGAUAUCGCUGAGAACAAUCCAGGAAGCCGUGUUCUGUUAACAACAUCAGAGACUACCAUACUCGGUUACCGUCCACCUAACAUGUCACGACCCUAUGAUCUUGUGGGUGCUGCACUUUUCGGCGAUGGUGCAGCAGCAGUAAUCAUAGGGACUGAUCCAUUGAGUGACAUAGAAUCUCCAUUCAUGGAGUUGACCUAUGCAGUGCAACAGUUCUUGCCAGGGACACACAAUGUAAUUAACGGUCGCUUAUCUGAAGAAGGCAUAAAUUUCAAACUAGGAAGGGAUCUGCCUCAAAAGAUUGAAGAAAACAUUGAGGAGUUCUGCAAAAUGCUUAUGGAGAAAGCAGAUUUGAAGGAUUAUAAUGAUUUGUUCUGGGCUGUUCAUCCAGGAGGUCCAGCAAUACUAAACCGACUAGAGAGUAAUCUUAAUUUGAAACCUGAGAAGUUGCAAUGCAGUAGGAAGGCAUUGAUGGAUUAUGGGAAUGUGAGUAGCAACACCAUCAUCUACGUUAUGAGUUACAUGAGGGAGGAGCUCAAGCGUAGAGAUGAUGGGGAAGAGUGGGGGCUUGUCUUGGCGUUUGGGCCUGGAAUUACCUUUGAAGGCAUCCUCGUUCGUAGUCUGCAAUGACAAGUUCAUAUGUCAUUCGUGUCCAUGCAGGAACCACAU
Telopea speciosissima is the source of this 1215-nucleotide messenger RNA. RefSeq names its product type III polyketide synthase A. Gene Ontology annotation, biological process: polyketide biosynthetic process. The record is from RefSeq and is a predicted model, not a curated record. Gene Ontology annotation, molecular function: acyltransferase activity, transferring groups other than amino-acyl groups. NCBI's taxonomy places the organism in Eukaryota, Viridiplantae, Streptophyta, Magnoliopsida, Proteales, Proteaceae. Bases 25 to 1176 code for a protein of 383 amino acids. The transcript has 2 exons.